AUGCUGUCUAGGGCAUUAUUGGCCAAGUUCAUUCCAAAGCCCUCCACUUCUUCUCGUCUCCAAUUCACCCAACAGAGAGGAUUGCAUAGCAGGAACAAGAAAGCCAUGGAGUUCAUUGCCAAAGGCUGGAAUGCUCUGAAGGAGGUUGAUAGGGUCAUUGAUUAUUGUGAGCUCAAUGAUAGGCGUCUCAUCCCUCUUCUUAACACAGCAAAGGAGAAUUUUGAGCUUGCUUUGGAGGCGGAUAACACUAAUACUCAUGCUAGGUAUUGGCUGUCCAGAUUACAUAUGAAAUACCAUGUUCCUGGAGCAAAUAAGGCUGUCGCGGCAGCAUUAUUGGUAGAAGCAGCAGAUAUGGGUGAUGCUGAUGCACAAUAUGCACUGGGUUGUCAUUUAAGAGUAGAGAAUGAUGAUGUCCAUUCAGAUCAACAGGCUUUCUAUUAUUUGGAGAAAGCUGUGGACCAGUUGCAUCCAGAUGCUCUUUACCUUUUGGGUGCUGUAUAUUUGACUGGCGACUGUGUUAAGAAAGAUAUUGCUUCGGCAUUGUGGUGUUUCCAUAGGGCAUCAGAGAAGGGUCAUGCUGGGGCAGCUAUUGCAUAUGGAUCUCUUCUUCUUAAAGGUGUAAAAAUUCCGGAAUCAAUAAUAAAAUUCAGUUUGAAGAGAGGUCCGGUUGCUCAAAAACGAGGAAAGAGCAAAGAAAGUAUUGCAAUUGAUCCCGUAGAGAUGGCAAAAGAAAAAUUUCAGAUAGCUGCAAAAGCAGGAUGUGAUCUUGGAUUGAAAUGGCUUGCAAGGUUAGAAGAGGAAGAGAAGCGGUUACUCACCCAAGAAUUUUAA
Molecule: messenger RNA, 831 nt
Organism: Lathyrus sativus (Indian pea)
Lineage: Eukaryota; Viridiplantae; Streptophyta; Magnoliopsida; Fabales; Fabaceae
Source: the annotation of a GenBank genome assembly